AUGAUAGACUACUGGUACGACAAUGUGCCGGCCAAAGAACUCCUAUUCCUUCAAGACGUGUCCAAGAGGAUUCGGGAACAUGGACCUGGGCUACUCGACACACUCAAGGAGCGGGAACGAGAGAAUCCCAAGUUUGCCUUUCUGUUCGAGAAGGAGACUGCAGCCUACUACGUGUUCCAGCACCUCGUGAAUUCUCGCUUCUCUUUCCCGGAACCCCCGCCUCCAUCCUUCAACGAAGAGGGCUAUGCUUCAGCCUACUCGUCGGACUCGGACGAGCGGGAGGAGAUGUCCUCCUCCCGCAAGGCCGCGCUGGGAAAGCUCGCAAACCGACGCUUGGAAGCGAUGCUUCGCUCAAUGAGCGGCAAGCGCGUGGAAAUUGCCAGGGCUAUGGAGUUCGCGCUCAAGCGCGCCGACGCUUAUGAUGAGGUCACGCAGAUCAUCUGCCGCAGCUUGUGUGUUGAAGACACGCCCAUCCCCCGCAAGAUUGCCAGGCUUCAUCUCGUGUCGGACAUCCUGCACAACUCUUCCUCAACGCUCCCAAAUGUGUGGCGAUACCGACAGUCGUUCGAGACACGGCUGCCCAACGUGUUUGAGCACUUUGCGAAGAUACACAGCCGCCUCCUGGAGUACUCCGGCACGCUCUCUGCUAACGUUUUCAUCCAGCAGGUCGACGCAGUAUUGGACAUCUGGGAGAGAUGGAUGGUACUCACAUCGGAAAUUCAAAGCCAGUUGCGCCGCCUACUGCAUGGCGAAUGCACACUCGCCUCCCUGGCUGAGCCGCAGGCUCCAGCUGAACCUGAGCUGGAGGCUAUGCCUGUGAUUAAAUCGGUGGGGUUCAAGUCGUCUUUCAAGCGCGUUGACCCGUCCACUAGGGCAGCGGCACCCUCCCCAGUGACAACUGUGGCUGCGGACUUGGAUGGCGAGCCCGUUGAGGACCUUGACGGGGAGCCGGUUGACGAUAUUGACGGAGGCGUUGACGGGGAGCCUAUCGAUGUCGACGGAGAGGCCCUCGAUGACGCAGACGGAGACGUUGAUGGCGAGGACAUGGAGUUGGACAUGGACGAGGAAUAG
Messenger RNA from Cutaneotrichosporon cavernicola, 1071 nucleotides. RefSeq lists its product as uncharacterized. NCBI's taxonomy places the organism in Eukaryota, Fungi, Basidiomycota, Tremellomycetes, Trichosporonales, Trichosporonaceae. The coding region runs from base 1 to 1071 and encodes 356 amino acids. Gene Ontology annotation, biological process: RNA processing. The record is from RefSeq and is a predicted model, not a curated record. Gene Ontology annotation, molecular function: RNA binding. Gene Ontology annotation, cellular component: nucleus. The transcript has 7 exons.